Molecule: messenger RNA, 980 nt
Organism: Ixodes scapularis (black-legged tick)
Lineage: Eukaryota; Metazoa; Arthropoda; Arachnida; Ixodida; Ixodidae
Product: histidine protein methyltransferase 1 homolog
Exons: 7
Coding region: 89-940 (283 amino acids)
Biological process (GO): peptidyl-histidine methylation, to form tele-methylhistidine
Molecular function (GO): protein-L-histidine N-tele-methyltransferase activity
Source: RefSeq, a predicted model, not a curated record
CGCUGGAGAACAACCAAAAUGGCUGCCUCCUUCCAAUAGAUGGUCGGGCAGUUGGCUGGCUGUCUGUCAACGAAAACUGGAGUCAAAAAUGCCUUUUUCGUUUAAUUUCGAAGUUCCGGGGGCCGAUGAUGAGCCACGAGUUGAACACAAACAUCCGACAAACGAGCAACAUGCUGUUGUUAAACGUAUUGCACCUUUCGAAGAGGUGAAACCAAGAUUGGAGCACGAGCACGUUCACGAGUCCUUAGAGAAAACCGUUCUGGAUCUGACGAGCAUGAAAGUCGAGUUUCUAGUCGGCGGUCAAAUGGAACAACUUCUAAAAGGUGACUUAAAGGAGGCAGCCGACGAAAACUUGGACCUCGUCCCGAGCGUUUACGAAGGAGGUAUGAAGAUCUGGGAAUGUUCAAUUGACCUGGCGGAGUACGUUGAGAGCUCCCUCACCAUCGAUGAAGAUACAAGAAUUCUCGAGCUGGGAUGCGGUGCUGGGCUUCCGGGGCACGUCGGCGGGAUGAGAGGUGCCACGGUCCAUUUUCAAGACUACAACAAACAGGUGCUCGACCUGGUGACCAUCCCCAAUGCCUUUGCGAACAUCGGUUCUGAGGUCUACAGGCGGUGUCGUUUCUUGGCCGGCGACUGGUCAGUCCUGCUUGAACACCUCAAAGAGCAGUGCUACGACUUCAUCCUGACGAGUGAAACUAUCUACAGCAGUGCAACUUACCAGGAUCUCAUAGAGAUUUUCAAAAAGUCCCUGAAGCCACAUGGCCUCAUUCUUGUUGCUGCAAAGACAUGCUACUUUGGAGUUGGGGGAGGAACCAGACAGUUUGAAGAGACUGUUGCCAGUGAUGGAACCUUCAAGUCCCGAGUCGUGUUUGUCACAGACACUGGAGUACAAAGGGAAAUUUUGGAGCUGCGAAGGAAGUCGGUCGAUGCUUCCUACUAAGAAAAUAAAGCUUGUAUAGUUGGUUUGUUUUUAAUAAUAA